Messenger RNA from Hibiscus syriacus, 1089 nucleotides. RefSeq lists its product as uncharacterized. The transcript has 6 exons. Bases 118 to 1074 code for a protein of 318 amino acids. Lineage: Eukaryota; Viridiplantae; Streptophyta; Magnoliopsida; Malvales; Malvaceae. The record is from RefSeq and is a predicted model, not a curated record.
CUUAAACGACAAAGCCCAACCAAUUUCAUCUAAUCAAUCGUCAAAAUUCUUCAUUUUUCCCAAAUCCAAAUCCCUAAAUUCAAGGUUCAAUUUUUUAGGGUUCCUCUUUGAAAAACAAUGGUCGGCCAUGAAGCUGUGGAGGUUGCCAAGACGGUCCUCGAAGUCGCCGACGUCGCCUGGACCGCUAUGGAAUGUUGCCACCACCUCCACCACCGUCACAACGACGACGGCGAUUCUCCUGAAAAUCAUGACAUUUCCAAGCUCGAAAAAGAAUUGGAAACCCUAAAAUGCGAAAAUCAACGACUCAGGAACCUCCUCGAACAGAACCUCAAACUCCUCAACAAUCUCCCGGAAUCUCCUUCUCACUUUAACGAUUGUCCUCCUGACCUCUAUGCUAGGUUGGUAUCUACUGUGGAAUCUAAAGACUUUUUGGCCCGACUCAACUCUCUUAAUGGAUCCAAUACUAAAAUCGAGUUUCCGUUCAAGGAAGCUACAGGGGAUGAUAUGCAUGCAGCUGAUAUCCUGAUUAACGUUAACCAAAAAGAUCCGAGUUGGUGGGUUUGGGUAACUGAUGAAAUGGUUCCGAGCAAUGUUGAAGACUGGAGUGGAAUUGAUGAUGAGAAUUAUAUUGUUGUUACUGAAGAGCAUGUUGUGGAUGGGGUAGCUAACUUUAUGGCAAAAUGCAUUUUGUCUAACCCUAAUGCUCAGACUUUAACACCAGAACAACUGCAGAAAACUCUAGUUAAAGCAUUAGGAGGUGUCAGCAAACUGGAGAAGGUUCUGGGCAUUUGGCAUGCUGGAAAGAUGUUCUAUGCGUUAUCAACUUGGGGACUUGCACUGGUUAGGUGCGUUUUACUGUUCCUUUUACUAUUGUUUCUUUCUUGUUCAUGUUUUUCAGUCUCCUUUCAUGCUCUUAAGGUAAAAAUCAGCUUGUACUUUUUGAUUGAGCACCAUUUUUCGCAUGAUGAGAUUCAUACUGAAAACAUACGGAGCCUGCUGUUAUAUUAUCAAGCAAAGGAUAUUAAUUUGUCUUCCCACACUUUUAUGAAAACCAAGGGAAUUGUUAUGCAUUGAAACAAUUACGCCUUC